Messenger RNA from Trichomycterus rosablanca, 1656 nucleotides. It is a transcript of the gene mcoln3b, whose product is annotated as mucolipin TRP cation channel 3b. Bases 1 to 1656 code for a protein of 551 amino acids. Gene Ontology annotation, cellular component: plasma membrane; lysosomal membrane. The record is from RefSeq and is a predicted model, not a curated record. Gene Ontology annotation, molecular function: NAADP-sensitive calcium-release channel activity. The transcript has 12 exons. NCBI's taxonomy places the organism in Eukaryota, Metazoa, Chordata, Actinopteri, Siluriformes, Trichomycteridae.
AUGGAUGACUCAGGAUCUUCUUAUCUGGCCUUUAACGAUUUUAACUGUAAUGGUGGCUCUGUGUGGGCGGAGACGCUGGCUCAACAGGGGCAGCAGGAGGUGGAGGGCUUCAGGCGGAAGCUCAAAUACUUCUUCAUGAACCCGUGUGAGAAGUACCGAGCUCGUGGCAGGAAGCCUUGGAAACUGAUGCUGCAGAUCAUCAAGAUUGCCGUCAUCACCAUUCAGCUGGUAUCUUUUGGUCUGAGUAAUCAGAUGGUCGUGACGUUUAAGGAGGAGAACCUGAUGGCCUUCAAGAACUUGUUUUUGAAGGACUUUGCCAGUCACAGCACUAAAGUCUACGCUGUCUACACUCAGCAUGAGGUCUACGCACACCUCUCACAUAUUGUAGUACAGUUCCUGAGCUUGCAGAACAUAACUGUAGGGAACCAUGCGUAUGAGAAGGAGGGGCGUCUGUACACUCCUCUGCUCAUCUGCCAGCAGUUUUACCACAACGGAAGCAUUUCGCCAGGUAACGAGACGUUCGAGAUCGACACCCAGGUGGAAGAAGAAUGCCUUAAGAUUUACCCAGUCCAGCCCUCAUCUACUGCGGAGGAGCCGAACCUGUCCAACUUCACACUACAGUUCAAACGGCUGCUGGAGGUGAAUGUUUACUUCACUCUGAAAGCCAUUAAUCUGCAGACGGUUCAGUACCACGAGCUUCCUGACUGUUACGACUUCAGCAUCACGAUCACCUUCAAUAAUCGAGCCCACAGCGGCCGGAUCACAGUGGACCUGGACAAUGAUGUGGACAUCAACGAGUGUCGAGACUGGAAAGUCACAGGGGCUUCUCCUAAGAACAUCUACUACACUGUGCUGUUUGACGUUGUGAUCAUUCUGACCUGCCUGGCGUCCCUGGUGCUCUGCACGCGCUCAGUGAGCACCGGCGUUCAACUGCAGUUCGAAUACACAGCCUUCUUCCUGAAGCAUUAUGGGAAGCAGGUCUCCUGCUCUGACAGAAUGGAGUUCAUUAAUGGCUGGUACAUUCUCAUCAUCAUCAGUGACGUCCUCACCAUCACCGGCUCAGUGCUCAAAAUCGCCAUCCAGCUCAAGGCUCUGACCAGUUACGAUAUCUGCAGCAUCCUCCUGGGUACCGGCACCAUGCUGGUGUGGAUCGGAGUUUUGCGCUACAUGGGUUACUUCAAAAAAUACAACAUCUUGAUUAUCACUUUGAGAGCGGCCUUCCCUAAUGUGAUCCGCUUCUGCUGCUGUGCUGGUUUGAUCUACCUGGGAUACUGCUUCUGUGGCUGGAUCGUACUCGGACCCUACCAUGAGAAGUUCCGCACACUGAACACGGUGUCCGAGUGCUUGUUUUCCUUGAUCAACGGCGAUGACAUGUUUGCCACGUUUAAGUACAUGCAGCAGAAGAGCUACCUGGUGUGGUUGUUCAGCCGCGUCUACCUCUACACAUUCGUCUCGCUCUUCAUCUACAUGGUGCUCAGCCUCUUCAUCACCCUGAUCACAGACACAUACGAGACCAUCAAGCAGCAGCAGUGUGAUGGAGAUCCUGUGUCUGAGCUCCAGGCUUUUAUUUCUGAGUGUAAAGAUCACCCGAACUCUGGCUGCUACCGUGUAGAUGACAAAUCUUCUACCUGCCUUUUCUGCUGCUCUCGCAGGUAA